This is a messenger RNA of Physcomitrium patens, 1867 nucleotides long. RefSeq lists its product as uncharacterized. The record is from RefSeq and is a predicted model, not a curated record. Lineage: Eukaryota; Viridiplantae; Streptophyta; Bryopsida; Funariales; Funariaceae.
AUGAGUGGCGAACUGAAAGGAAACACUGGAAGUAAUCAAGUCGUAGAACGGAAACCCCUGCAGUGGGAUCUACGCUCCAGCGUCGGAGACUGGGAUCCUAAAUGCACAAACGCAGGCCCAUGUCGCGUCGCGAGCUAUGGAACUCGGCAACCUCUAUCCGCCCUCACGUUCGACCUCUCAAUGCGCUUGGGUACAUGGGACUCAGACCUUGGGAAUCCUUGCCCACAGCUCGCGGGAGAGUGCGGCGGAACGUGGAUAGCCUCGGGUCGGAAAGGAGGACCAGUUGGGCGAGGCCCAAUCUUCACGUUGGAUCUGGCGCCUUGCGAUGAUGCUGCUGCUGCUGCCCCCUCUCCUACAUCUCCCACCCCGCCCAAGGUGAAGAUCGUGCCGAGUGUGUCGAAGAAGCUUGUGUUAGCGUACCGCGACAAGGAGUCGCUCUCGGAGGAGAUCAUUGAUCUGAAGCGGGCUGUGCAAGACCAGCAAAAGCAUAUCCGGCAUCAUAAGAUACAAGCCUCUAUUGUGGAGAUGGAGAAUAGAAAAAUGCAACGAGACAUUGAAGACAUGGAGAAACCCAAUUGUCAGUCCAGGUCUGCAAAACCACAAGGGACCGUGCGUCUACGGGCUAAAAUACAAGAUUUGAAGCAAAAAAUUGAAGGGUUGCAAUCAAAGGCUGAAGCGCAAAGCGAUGAGAUUAAUCGACUUCGAACGGACGCUCGCGUAACUCACACCAAGGAAGUAGAGUUCGAACGAGAUGUGUUCGCGGGAGAGAUAGCAAGAUUAACUUCGCUGGUGAAUCGUCUGAAGCAACUAUGCAACCAUGCUGCAAGCUUGGAGAAUAGGGACGACACUGACGCCAUGAAAGAGAAAGCGAAGAAACUUGAGGAUCAGAAUAGGAAGCUGGAGGAGGAAGAGGAGAAACUGAGACAAUUGUUGGCUAAAACGGAACACCUCCUGAGAGGGAGCCGUAUCAAAGCUGGUGAGGAUAUGAUGGCGGCUAGAAACGCAGAGAAGAAAUGCAAAGAUCUGGAGAAUAAGAAUAUAAGGGUAGCAGCCGCGAUUGAGAGGACCAAAAAGAGCAAUGCACUUCUUGCAAAGAGAUUGAAGAAGACCGAGAAGGCCUUCAGAAAAGCCAAGGGCAGCUUCUUUUGAAGCCUGUAUGGGCCAGGUUUGUUGACAUUUUGGGCCUGUACCAACUCUCCUGUAAUUGUUUAUACCACAACACAGUGGCAUAUUGGAAGUGGUUAAUUAAACCGUGACCAGUGAUUUGAACCCAUCUGGGGUCCAUCAACGUUGUGCGCUUCUCAUUUACUUCAAAGACAUGCCUUUACAACAACCCAUUCGUCGCUAUUUGCUACAAUAAAAUGAGCGUGUCAGUUUAUUUGUGCAUUUCUCCUGCUAAGUUGAGAAGACUUUUUUUUCAUUCAGCUUGAGAGCUGAUUUCCAACACCUCCUCAAGUACAAGAAAAUUUCGUAUUCCAGAAACUAGAAUUGCCUUGGAAUCACAAAGAAGCAGGUGGAAUGCUCACUGUAUAAGAACCCUGAAAAGGAGACUGAGAUUGAGUUUUCCAUGUUCAAAGAUAUAGCACCAAAUCGGUGGCGUUUUAGAAAAAAAUUCUGAACAAAGUAGUGUGACUGGAUUUUUUUUUUUGGUUUUCUACAGAAGUGUUAGUGGGCAGCAGAGUGGGGGAAAAAGCAAAGAAGGAUUUGAGAUUAAAAGAAGGAUGUGAGUGAAUUUGUACAUUAGCAACUGGGACGAGUUUGAUGUAGUAGAAGGUUUAAGAAGGGUAGAGACCAGGCAGCUUUAGCAACUGGUUUUCUCAUGUAUGUUUUUCUGUAUGCAUUUUAUUUAUUUAUUUUUGUCUUAGUU